CUCAAUUUGACUUGACAGUUGACGUUGGUGGCAGUGACACUUCAAACUCUUCAAAGUCAACUUUCGUGCGCUCGCUUUCUCCAAGUUUUCUCUAAAUUAUUAAUUUUGGGGUACCUAAGUAUUACACAUUUAAUUAACUAGUACUUUGGAAUAAGUAGAGAAGAAUGUUAGAAGUUUGUAUUGAUAGUUUGGAAUCUGCGCUGAACGCUAUACAUGGAGGUGCUGAUGAGUUGGAAGUCUGUAGUUCUCUCACUGAAGGUGGUUUAACUCCUUCAGUGGGCCUUUUAAAGUCAAUUAAAAAAGCAAUAAACACUAUUUCUUCGGGAAACUUGACUAUUAAGAAACCAAAAGUCAAUGUAAUGAUCAGGUGCAGAACAGGUUCAGAUUUCAUUUAUUCAGAACCAGAAAUGGAAACCAUGAUGACAGAUAUUUAUACCUUCAAAGAAAUAGGUGUAGACCGAUUUGUUUUUGGUUCCCUAACUGAUACUCAAGAAAUUGACAAAGAAAAAUGUAUGAGGGUUGUUAAAGCCUCAUUUCCUGUGCCUGUUACCUUCCACAGAGCAUUUGAUAUGUGUAAAGAGCCUAAGAAAGCCAUAGAGCAACUAAUUACAAUAAAGUUUGAUAGAGUUUUAACCAGUGGGCAAAGACCAUCAGUGAAUUGUGUGGAUGCUAUAGAAUUAAUCAAAUUCUUAUUAGAGUCUUAUGGUGAUAAGAUAGAUGUGAUGCCAGGAGCUGGUGUUAAUGAAAACAAUGCCAAAAGUCUUAUAGAGUUAGGUUGCAAAAUAGUCCAUAGUUCCUGUAAAAUAUUGAGACCUUUGCCUAAAGUUGAUCAUCAAUUGGCUAUGGGCACUAGUGAUAGUGAGUUUGUUUAUGUUACAGAUGAAAGUAUUGUUAGAAGGACAAAAGAAGCUGUUAUUUUAGUGUAAUUUAUUUAAUUAAAAGGAUUAAAAUA
Molecule: messenger RNA, 952 nt
Organism: Plodia interpunctella (Indianmeal moth)
Lineage: Eukaryota; Metazoa; Arthropoda; Insecta; Lepidoptera; Pyralidae
Exons: 4
Coding region: 165-926 (253 amino acids)
Molecular function (GO): copper ion binding
Source: RefSeq, a predicted model, not a curated record